CGCGUAGAUUAUGGAUGUAGUCCUCUGUCGUGGAGGUGGAAGAUUACAAACACUAGUUCUCACUAGAGACAUUGACUCACUAAAUAAAUUUCUAAAUAAUGGAUAUGACGUGAACAAUUUUAAUCGAUAUGGUGAAACUGCUUUGUAUGUUGCAUCUUAUUAUGGAGACCUGGAUAUAGUCGACUUACUGCUAAGUAAAGGUGCUGAUCCGAACUUGUAAGUAACAUCAUCUUUCAGGCCCCAAACAUAAACAACUGUUGGUGAUUUAGGUACACUAUGGAGGGAAAUACACCCCUACAUGCAGCUGCUUAUCGAGAACGUAUGGAUGUUAUGCAAAAGCUCAUUGAUUCCGGCGCAAAAGAACAUUUAAAGAAUGAACAUGGUUUUACUGCUUCUGAUCUUAAGCUAAAACACUCUCAGGAAACGCGUACUAAGUUAUUUUAAGAUGAGAAACGCAUAUAAAUUAUCAUGCUUCAUAGAUGAAUCAUAUGACUGUACUCCUAAAAGGUCUUUUGAACUAAAAAAACUUUAUCAUGAUCUCGACAGAAAACGCCGACCUAAGCUUUUCAGAAAUGGAGUUGAGUAUUUUACACCAUUUUGUGCAUUCACAUUUGAUCACUUACAGAUUAUGCGUGCAUUAGUUACAAGCAUUCCAGUGAAUAGUUUCUCCGAACUCGAAGAAGAUCCUCGUACUAGUCUUCACUCUGAUAACUGUGAUUUUUUCAUUAGAGACCGUAAACUUUGGCACGGAGGCAUAUCUGUUUUAAUGCACCAAAUUAAUCGUAAUAAGUUGACGCCAGUUAGAAAUUCUGAUAUCAAAAGCAAAGUUGUGAUUCAAAAUUUAAUUAUUCGUGAAUUAGAAGUGUGCAGCCGUAUUCAUCAUCCAAAUAUUAUCAGCUUAUUGGCUAUAAUCUAUGAUACCGUUUCAUAUGAGUCAAGUGAUCAGUCAAUCAACCCUGAUAAUAUGGCCUUAAUCUAUGAAUAUCCCUGCUUAGGCACUAUGUAUGAUUACAUUCAAAUAAAUCGUAAUAAUUUAUCCACACUAUCAGCCCUUGUUAUUUCAUGUCAAAUCUCUGAAGCUCUAAUAUUUCUACAUUCCUCUGGUAUUGUUCAUUGUGGUGUCACUCCAUACUCCGUGCAUCUGUAUGCACUUGACAGAGCGAAAUUAGGCAAUUUUGAAUAUGCACAAUAUAUACAAAGUUAUGAGCAUCCAGAAACAGGAGAUCAUUAUUACUCAGAUGACUGUUCCAUGCGCAAAUGCAAGUCCAGUGAUCAUCAGCGAUCAUCUUGCAAAUUAACUCAUCUACCGUCAAUAUAUAACUUACUUUUUGGUGCGUACUAUCUUCCACCGACGCGGUUAACUGACUGGUUACCACCUGAGUUAUAUGAUCCAAAAAACAAAUUAUUCAACUUGACUGACUUCUCAUCCGUAUUUCAGUCAGUUUCAAUUGAGGAGAUACGCCAAACAAUAAAGCCAUGCACAGCUAGUGAUGUGUUCAGUCUAGGUAAAUUGGUUUAUUUCGCUUUGCCAGUAGCCAAAGAAAACUACCAGGAUAAUAUUGCAGUCUAUAAUGCUCCUAGUAACCCAUUGGCUUUAGUUUCAUCGGCUGUACAGUGCAAUGCAGAUGAACGUUUACCAAUGAAGCAAUUCAAUCGACUAUUGAUACACUUAUUUUGGGUGGAAUAUGAUCGUGAAAAAUCACCAAAAGGUCUAUUUGAAAAUAUACCCCCAUGUCCCUUGAGACUUUGUGAUCACAAAUGGAAGCCACGUUAUUCUGAACCUGUCCCAAUUUUGUACACUAGGAAUCCAAUCAGUAAUCCUUUUCCAAGAACUAUUUCCCCAAUUCAUGGUCAGGCGCUAAAUUCAUUUGACAAUGAACGAAAAAUGAAUAAGAGAAUGGAAAAGUCAUUCAGUUGUACACAUCGAUCACUUAUCAGUGCAGAAAAUUCAAAAAGUAUCACCAAUUCAAGUAAUCCAUCAGCUUCAACCAAAAUGGUUAACAUUUCUGGUAGUAAUCAAAGCGAUUCACGCUUACUAACAAAAAACUCUGAAAAGCUAAGAUUGCAACUGGUUAAAAGGAUUACCAAUCGAAGUGAUAACCGACCUAAAAAGGGGCAUAAACGAUCUUGGCACAAAAUGUUCACGAGUAAAAAGCGGCUUACUUCUACGAAGCAAGACACUUAUGAAUCUGAGUCAAAGGAAAAAUUUGAAAAUUCGAAUAGUUCAGAAAAAAAGAAAAAACCGGAACUACAGACAAGCUCACAGCCAGCUGUAGAUUGCGGAAAUAAUUCGGACAGGCGUGUCAAAGUUAUUCUCAGUAACACAGAAAAUGAAAAGAAUAAUUCAAGACUUUAUCCUUCUUUUACGGAUUGGUUAACACGUCGAAGAAAUAAAUUGCCGGAUCAACAUCUUUCACCAGAUAUCAACAUAAAACUUCAAUGUGAUGCUGAUUCAACUCCUGUUGCAAGAGCUGAAAUGAUCCCGAGCAAUACAUCAAAUUAUUUGAUCGCCAACUUAUCCCCCACUAAUUCUAGUCGCAAAUCUUAUAAUUUAUCCAGGCGUUUUCGGCUAACAAAAUCUGAAUAUGUUCAUCUAGCUGCUGUACCCUUACUACCAGAUGGUGUUGAAGUGAAUCAUGACUUGGUUACAAGAAGGGAACAAAAACAAAUGCAUCAAACUCCAGUUUCUCACUCAAUACCUCAAUGCAUGAAUAAUCAACCUGUUCUUCCACUAGAUGACUCAGUUAGAACCCAUACGGAUACUUCACAGAAUAGUCAAGGUAUUUCUCCUGAGAUUGUUUGCAGCAAAUUGAAUGCUUACUUAAAUAGACCGACUAACCUGAAAUUCGAGUUGAAUACACCGGUAAAACCAGCUUCACAUAUAACACAAGUAUUAUCCAGUUCAGUGGAGAAUCCUUAUGUUUCCGGUAGAAUCGAUCUGAUUCGUACAUCAAGUUUUCUUGCUCGUAAACGGCGAUAUCUUAAUCAAUUACGAACUUCUCAAGAGUUGUUAUCAUUCUCAGCAGUCAACAGUUUUAUGCAUUCUAAGAAUCACUCAUUUAGAAUGUCACCUGACCCUCAUGCUAUCACACAUCGACGAGUAAAUAGCUUUCCAACAAUCAAUACGAAACCUACAGUUGUAUCGACAAGGUCAAGAAAUCAUGAUGCAUCAGUUCAAACUGAUUAUUCAACUUUUCAUAAGUCAUUUCAUUCUGAUAACAAAACUGAGUUACAAAGCUAUUGUUCGGGAGAUGCAGAUACAGUAUUAAGGCGUAAUUCACCCUAUCAAAGAGUUGAAAGUCUGUUAAAGAAGUCAAGUAUAAAAUUCAAUGAAAAGGGACUGUUUGAUGUCCGAUCUAUAAUUCAAAAGUAUGAAAGUUAUGAAUCAACUGGCAUGUCCAGUCAUCAAAUAUCACCAGAUGUAAUCACUUCUGGCCAAUUGUCGUCGAAAUACAGUAGAAUAUCUUCAAACCAUGCUGUAAUGAAUAAGUCACUGUUAGCAAACAGUUAUCAGGCAAAUAACCAUAAUAUAAAUGAAAUGUCUAAAUCAACUCAGUGUGAGACAAACGUUUUAUCAUCCCCUUGGUGUGCCUCAUUAUCUUCUAAAACGUCGAUUGGUAUACAGUGUAACAUUUUUGAUGAGUCAUCUAAUCAAAUGAAACAGAUUUGUAAUGCAAGUGUACAAACAGAAAUGAAUGAUGUACAGCAGCUGCAUUUAGGCAGAUCUGCCGAACUAUGUACAGUUUCAAAGAACCAGAUCCCAUUACCAAUUAAUAGGGAGGCUUCAGGUUCCGAAAUGACCAUUUCGUCCUCUGAUGACUUCUUUAACUUGCCAAAACCUGGGUUGAAUAGUAGUUUAAGGAGGUCAUCUGAACUUAAUGGCAACCAAAACCUUUGUAAACCACUUUCUAAUUCGAUGCUGGAAAUUAACAACUUCACUCGAUUUCUAAAACCAUUGAACUCAAAAUGGCAUAAAUCAGCAAGUUUUCAUUUCGACAAGACAAAAACUAUAACUGAUCGUCACACAGAUGAAGGCGUUAUCUUCCCCCAUAAAAUUCAAUCAUUUCAUUAUUAUUACGAUAUUUCUUCAUCCUAUGGAUCAUUUCCAACACCACCUGUCUUCCAAGAAGAAAAACGAAACUCAAGUAAAGUGAAAUCUGAUGAUGAAUAUCAUAACUUUCUGAAUAUCCCAUUGUCAGGGACUAUUUCAAGCUGUAAAACACCUGAUUACCGUAAUCAAUCGAUAUUGUAUGUUGAAUCGUCUGAGAGUUUGUUUCACUUUAAACAACCAUCACCACCACCAUCAUCAUCAGCUUGUCAACUGAAGAGAACUCCUCUUUCUGAAAUCCAUUCAAACGGUGGUAAUUGUCAGUAUUCAUGCCAAAAUGGCAAUAAACACAUUACAAGUAAUAAACAACUACCCAGUCCUUCAACUUCAUUCCAUUCAAGUGAAAAUUUACCACCAGUCCAAAAAUGAUCAUCAACAUCAGUUUCAUCUUUGUCAUCGUCAUCUUCGCUAUUUUCUUAAUUAUAUUCUUUUCAGAUAUCUUCAGUGGAUAAAUACUCACAGUAUACAUUCUGUGUACUAGAGAGUUAACGUAAAAAAAUUAUUCACUUGAGAUUGUUAAUUUAAUUGUUAGCUUUUAAAAGUUGGGAUGAGAAGCAAGGAUCUGUAAAAUUCUUUUCCAAAUUUUAUUCCCCCAUUACACAAACUUUCAUACUUGUCAUUAUUAUUAUUAUUAGUAUUAUUACCAUCACAUAAUUUGUAAUAUACUCAUACAUAUGUUACAAUUGUUUCACCUUUUCGCUAUCGCACUGUAAUCAUUUUACUUAUUUGCUUAUCUUGGUUAUAUUGUCUCAUAAGCCUGGUUUUAGAAAAUCAUAUGAUUGCACCUUAGAACUUCCAUUCUUUUUACAAUAGUAGAUUGAC
Molecule: messenger RNA, 4930 nt
Organism: Heterobilharzia americana
Lineage: Eukaryota; Metazoa; Platyhelminthes; Trematoda; Strigeidida; Schistosomatidae
Source: the annotation of a GenBank genome assembly